Molecule: messenger RNA, 5406 nt
Organism: Oncorhynchus kisutch (coho salmon)
Lineage: Eukaryota; Metazoa; Chordata; Actinopteri; Salmoniformes; Salmonidae
Product: alpha-taxilin
Exons: 12
Coding region: 138-1985 (615 amino acids)
Molecular function (GO): syntaxin binding
Source: RefSeq, a predicted model, not a curated record
CGACAUAUUCCACUUACCCGCAAUUGUUAGCUACGCACUUCCGUUGUGCCUUGUGUAUUUCCUGUCAAGGUUGGUAGGAGGAAAAGCAGCAGGCAACAGAGACGUGUAUUUAUAGAGUUGGAAGAAGGCAUUUCAUCAUGAAGAAACAGGACACGGAAGAGUCGGCCACGCAGGGCAGUGACGCGGCUCCACCACCUGGCACUGGAGAGAUUGAGGGAAGCACAGCGGCAAAAUACGUUACAGAUACUGUCAGCCCAAAAGACGUUAUAGAUACUGUCAGCCCUAACGAGCCAGACAGACCUUCACAGAUUGAUGGGGCUGAAAGUUCAGUGGGUGAGGUGUCUGCCGUUCCCAACACAGCAGAGUCUGCAGCUCUCCCCGCGGUCCCACCUGUAGAAGAGCCUGCUUUCGUCCCAGUCCCUACUGUAGCAGACCCCGUACCCGUCCCAGUCUCUACUAUAGCAGACCCCGUCCCAGUCUCUACUGUAGCAGACCCCGUCCCAGUCUCUACUAUAGCAGACCCCGUCCCAGUCUCUACUAUAGCAGACCCCGUACCCGUCUCUACUGCAGCAGAGGGGGUGUCGUCUCAGUGUGACAUGGCUGAGGAGCUGAGCCGCCAGCUGGAGGACAUCCUCAACACCUACUGUCUGGAGGACAACGGGGAAGACGGGGUUAACCUGCCCAACGGCCAAUCACAUGGCCCUGUGCUCAACGGCUUGGCCAAUGAGAAGGAGCUGGACGUGAAGCCAGAGGAUGUCAAAGUGAACGCCUGCGGAGCGGAGAAGGAGAAGGCAAAGACUCAGGACAAGAAGAAGGUGAAGGGUCUGGGUAAAGAGAUCACCCUGCUGAUGCAGACCCUGAAUACUCUGAGUACACCAGAGGAGAAACUGGCAGGCCUCUGUAAGAAGUAUGCUGAUCUGCUGGAGGAGCAGCGGAACAGUCAGAAGCAAAUGCGGGUCCUACAGAAGAAACAGUCUCAGCUGGUGCAGGAGACAGACCACCUAAAGAAGGAACACAGCAAGGCUAUCCUGGCACGCAGCAAACUGGAGUCACUCUGUAGGGAGCUGCAGAGACACAACCGCACACUCAAGGAGGACGGGACACAGCGUGCACGCGUGGAGGAGGAGAAGAGGAAGGUGGUGACAUCACACUUCCAGGUGACUCUGAAUGACAUCCAGGCCCAGAUGGAGCAGCAUAACGAGAGGAAUGCCAGUCUGAGGCUGGAGAACUCUGAGCUGGCAGAGAAACUCAAGAAACUCAUCCAACAGUACGAACUACGAGAGGAGCACAUUGACAAGGUGUUCAAGCAUAAGGACCUGCAGCAACAGUUGGUGGAUGCGAAGCUACAACAGGCUCAGGAGCUGCUCCUAGAGUCUGAGGACCGACAUCACAGAGAGAAGGACUUUCUGUUGAAGGAAGCGGUCGAGUCUCAGAGGAUGUGUGAGCUGAUGAAGCAGCAGGAAGUCCAUCUCAAACAACAGCUAUCCUUAUACACAGAGAAGUUUGAGGAGUUCCAGACUACUCUGUCCAAGAGCAAUGAGGUGUUCACCACUUUCAAACAAGAGAUGGAGAAGAUGACGAAGAAGAUCAAGAAGCUGGAGAAGGAGACGACCAUGUAUCGUUCCAGGUGGGAGAGCAGCAACAAGGCCCUGCUGAACAUGGCUGAGGAGAAAACUCUGCAGGACCGUGAGUUCGACAGCCUCCAGGGGAAGGUAGGGAAGUUGGAAAAGCUUUGCCGGGCGCUGCAGCAAGAACGCAACGAACUCAGCAAGAAGGUUCAGGGCCCCGGCCCCGGGGACGACGACAGCCCAGGGGUUGAAUCCCCUUCCCUACCGCCCACAGACUCCCAGGAGACUAGCCCAGACCCCGACACCACCACCACCACCCCUAGCUCCCCAAUACCCUGCUCCCACGGCUGCCACUGCGGCCCAGAGUUGGACACUGAGAACCAGGCCUGUGCAGCCACCCUCACUGCCCAGGAAUGAGACCUCUUGCCUGGGCAACACCGUUCAGUCUCCCUUUCACUGACCGAUUACCAACUACCAGCCUGCAAGCCAAGCCACUAUUUAUGUGGGAGUUAAGAGUGUGGGUCUGUAUGAUUUCCCCCAGAGUUAGAUAAAGUUGUACCCUAACCACAGAUCUAGGAUCAGAUUCCCUUACGUCCAACUUAAAACCAAUAGGACGGUGCAAGAACAUCUGACCCUGGAUCUGUAGUCAGUUAGCAGCUUCUACCUACUCUGGUGGCUCCUGGAGAGUUGAAGGUGAUGAUGAUGAUGAUGGUGUCAGUCAGGGACGAUUAUUGGAGGUUCUUCAUCCUGCGUGUUUUGUUUUUUGGUCUUUUUUAAAAUGUUCCUUUUGAGAACUCUAGUACACAUGUUCAUGGAAAUCACAGCUUUUAUGCCAGGCAAAGCAAGCUAAAAAGAAAGAGGCUUCAUCCCAAAUGGCACCCUAUUCCCUAUAUAGUGCACUACUUUAGACCAGAGCCCUAUGGAACCCUAUUCCCUAUAUAGUGCACUACUUUAGACCAGAGCUCUAUGGAACCCUAUUCCCUAUAUAGUGCACUACUUUAGACCAGAGCCCUAUGGAACCCUAUUCCCUAUAUAGUGCACUACUUUAGACCAGAGCUCUAUGGAACCCUAUUCCCUAUAUAGUGCACUACUUUAGCCCAGAGCUCUAUGGAACCCUAUUCCCUAUAUAGUGCACUACUUUAGACCAGAGCCCUAUGGAACCCUAUCCCCUAUAUAGUGCACUACUUUAGACCAGAGCCCUAUGGAACCCUAUUCCCUAUAUAGUGCACUACUUUAGACCAGAGCUCUAUGGAACCCUAUUCCCUAUAUAGUGCACUACUUUAGACCAGAGCUCUAUGGAACCCUAUUCCCUAUAUAGUGCACUACUUUAGACCAGAGCCCUAUGGAACCCUAUCCCCUAUAUAGUGCACUACUUUAGACCAGAGCCCUAUGGAACCCUAUUCCCUAUAUAGUGCACUACUUUAGACCAGAGCCCUAUGGAACCCUAUUCCCUAUAUAGUGCACUACUUUAGACCAGAGCCCUAUGGAACCCUAUCCCCUAUAUAGUGCACUACUUUAGACCAGAGCCCUAUGGAACCCUAUUCCCUAUAUAGUGCACUACUUUAGACCAGAGCCCUAUGGAACCCUAUUCCCUAUAUAGUGCACUACUUUAGACCAGAGCCCUAUAGAACCCUAUUCCCUAUAUAGUGCACUACUUUAGACCAGAGCCCUAUAGAACCGUAUUCCCUAUAUAGUGCACUACUUUAGACUAGAGCCCUAUGGAACCCUAUUCCCUAUAUAGUGCACUACUUUUCACCAGAGCUCUGUUGGAAUAGGGUGGUAUUUGGGACACUGGCUGCUUAGGAAGGUAAAUCUGCAGUAAAGAUGUUGGGACAGGAGGGUUUGUGUGUGUGUGCUUGUCUCCAUCAGUCCCUCUUUUUCGUGUGUGCGCGCGCGUCCGUGUGUCUGUCAGUCAUAAAGAGGUUAAGAUAUAGUGAAUCUGCAAAUGUACGGCCACAGUUAAACUUGAAUUCUAGGAUUUGUCUUUUUUAUUAUUUUUUAUUUUAUUUUUUUAAAGUUGAACACACUGAAAGCAUGGCUAACUCAUCAGCGCAUGUAGGAAUCACAUGACCUUUCCUUCGGUACAGAGAGCAGAGUGUAUAUAUCUAGGUUGGGGAUAAUCUUGCAAAAGGGUCACUUUCAUUCCAUUUUUAGACGUCCUUGUUUAGGUCCAGAGCAUCAAAACACUUAAAGGGAUGGUGUAGAUAUUCUUUAUCAAUCUUUGCAGUAUCGUUGGAUCCACACAAAAUGCUCUUAGACCAGGGUUUUAUUCACGAGGAACCAACCGGAAGCAAAUUGGGGGGGGGGGGGGGGGGGGUGAAAUGAGGAGGGACCUGAGCUGAAUUUGUCCAACAAGAAAAUUGUUUUCAUUGCUAAAUGUUUUCCGCUUGCAAAAUGUUUUGUUCCGGUUUGUACUAAUGAAUACACCUGGAGAUGAGACAAAAUCGCCUUGUUCUUUCGUUUGGUUUUGGGUUGCUUCAUUAUAUCAGUGUUGGGUUUUAAUUCCGUUCAAUUAUGUGGAAUUUGAAUUUGACCCCGACUCUGCUUUAUAUCAUACUGUACUUUGGACCUCCUUUAUGUUGCAAAGAGCACAGCAGAGUUUGUACACUGUAUUUGUUUGAUAUGCAACUGUUUAAAAUAUAUAUAUAUCUAAGGAAGAGUCAACCGCUAUAUAUAAAUAUUUUUAUUUAAAAAAAAAUUCAUUUUAAGCAUUCAUUGACCAAUUUGACUUUCCUCCUCAUUCCCACAAUAUGCAAGUAUCCAUUCCACACUCGUAUUACGUGCUUUUCAAUUUCAUUCUACAACAUAGGUUCCAAUGUAAGAUGUUUUAAUGUUUUCAUGCUGGCGGUCUUUGCGAACAUGAUCGUUUAUGGUUAAGAUGUAUAGAUUCCACUGAAACGGAUAUUGAAACGUACUGACACAGGUGGCUACCAAUGAUACUUUCUCCAUUCCGUGUGUCUUUCUGAGAAUACAUAUCUUUAACAAGAUUGUAACUCACCUUGGAUAGUUUUGGUUCAAUCAGGUCAAGUAAAAUAUGUUUAAACAGAUUUCUAUGCAACCUUAGCAUUGUUAUCUAGUUCUGUGUCAGUUUGAUUUGAGAAGCACUUAACUGAGAAUGUAUUAUCAUCUCCCUUUGGCGUGCACUGGCCUGGGGUGUGUUCACUAGGAACCAAAUGUUAGCAAACAGAAUCUAACGGGGAGGGACCAACCUGAAUUUCUCCCAAUAGAAACUCACAUUUUUGUUGCAAAAGGUGUUCCUGUUUGUGAGACUGUUUGUGCUACAUGUUGAACCUGAACCUCAGUGGUUAAUUGCAAAUUCUUCCUUUCUAUAUAAACCGUGUCACAAAACAACUUGAUUAUUUUCUCUGUACUGUGUAGUGUUAUGUUGACACAACGUGUAUAUGCUGUGGUGCGGUCAGUGUGUUCCCCAUACUCUCUGGGGGGGGGGGGGGGGCAUUCUGUUUUCUGUCCUGAGUUUAUUUUCACCAUCAGUUAUGUUGGAAGAAUGAUAGCUUUAUUUUGCUAUGAAAGUACAGGAAUAAUUUCUGUAGAGUCUAUCCUUGUUAGCAUCACAUGUCUUCCUCGUUUUAGUUUGUAGUGUUGGUCUGGCUCUGGGGGCUGCCGUUUUGAGGAAUGCAAUACUUUUCUUUAUUACAUUAAAAAAUAAAUAAAGACUAACUUUCCUGAGCUUCAUAUUGUGAUUAAGAGAUUCAUCCAUGUUGAUUAAGAACCCAAUAUGGUUUCUCUUAUUUUGGGUUUUUCCCCAUUUUAUUUUCCAUGUAUUUUUCUUACCCUGUAUACUUAAUGUCUUGCUAAUUAAAAUAUGUACAUGUUGUGA